AAAGCGUGACGAUGGGAAUAAUUAACAGAGGUGUCUUGUGAUGGUUUUUGCCCAGUUGAGGGUCCGUGUAUCGCGUCAUCGUAGAUACGAUUGCCAAUACCGGGUUGUGAAAGUGAUAAAAACGAAUCUAGUGAAAAAUACGCGAGAUAAUGAGUUGGAGAUUAGUAGCGUCACCCGGGUUUUUUCAGUCAAGCAUUUCGUUAUUAUUUUCCAAUUAAUUUUGACUUCGUAAUCAAAUUAAUAGUUUCUUAAUUGAGAAGUGUUUAUUAAUUUUCAUUUUUUAAAUAUUUUUUAUUUCUAAAUUGUAACGGUUCUAAGUACCGCGGACCAAUGACAACCGUCCGCCAAUCGCGAGAGCCCCCUCGCCGCCCCGCGGACGAGUAUAUGCGUUUUGGCGGGAUGAUGCUCAGUUGUUCUCUGGGCGGCGAAGGCGUCAGGAUCAGAAUAGUUUACAGAGGUGUUUUGUGAUGGUUUUUCUUCAGUUGAAGCCCCGUGUAUCUCCUCAUCGUGUAAACGAUUAACAAUACAAGUCGGCUGUACACCGGCCAGUGAUCGUUCUUUGUCUCACGGGAGUAUGGAAGCGUCGCGUCAAAACAGACGGCCGGCCUUGUUAUGGUUUUGCCGAGUUCACAGGGGGUGAGCAGUAUACAAACAUGGCGGUUCGCGGAACUCAAUCCUCUAUCAUGCAAUAUCUACGUCGAAUAGAGUGUGGUGAUACAAUUGGACUCUUAUCACAAGCGGAAGGAGUUCACGGCGGCACCAUGGAGAGUGUUUUGUUAAUAAGGCAGCUACACUAAUAGCUCGCACUUGAGCCAGUUUCCAAUGACGAAGUGGACAUGAGUUGGUCCUCCAGAUGGUCGCCGUUACGGAUUAUAAUUUUCAUUUUACUCAAAUAUGGGACAAUGCAACCGGCUCUGACGAUGGAGGAGACCUUGUUUUCGCGUUUGAUUGUCGCUGCCUCCCACACGGCAUUGUCCGGCGAUCUCGAGGUCUUUAUCAUGAAUUUGGGGGAGAGGAGACCAACAACAAAUGCACCUAGGAUGGAAACAACCACCGAGGAGGAAGCGGACAUUAUCAUGGAGCAGGAGGAGGGAGAAAUGGAUAACGAGGAGUAUGAUUCCUGGGUGCCACCUACUCCGGAUCAUGAUCCCUUUGUUCUUAGAGUUAUGCGGCUGGAUGGAUUUACAUCGGAACUAGUUGGCGAGGUAGCUGUCGAAACUCCGAUGAUACAAGCUGGAAAUGUUUCCCUGACUGUUCCAUGUGGAUUCUUCUCUCGUGGCGGUGCUUAUUCUCUUGUACUCGAGCACAGCUCUGUCCCACCAAGUUCAAAAUUCACUGAUUUCAAUAAUAUUCAGGUGAGAACAACUUUGGACGUGAGAUGGCCAACUCCGUCCCUCACUAUGGAGCCCCAGCACUUCAACACUUACCCCGAUCAGCCCGUUCUGGCGACUCUCGAGUACACUGGAAUCUCGUGUGCACCCGCCGAGGGACUCCCAGUUGACACUUACUCACUUCAGCUUAUAUACUGUGGGGCCAGUGUGCUAUCCUGUGAUCCGCGAAAUCGGAGUAUUCCUCAGAUGCUGUACAACGAGGAAAUCAAGGGAUUUCCGAUGCAAAAAAUUGUCUAUAUGCGUUGUGAAUUUUUUGGAUUAGCUGGUCAUUAUGCUCUGAGAUUAAAGCCGACCAACGGGAAUUCGACGGCGCCAAUGAUCUCUGCAUAUAUCAAGGUUGAAAUAUCAAACCAAUACGUCUUCAAUGUCCACGCAAGAUCAGUUUACCCGUGCGAUGGAAAUUCGGGUGGACUUUCUGUUCUGUUCGAAUACCCAUCCUGUCGCCUUCAGGAGGAUCGUGUUAGGGUGUACGGCCGCCUGAGGGCUGAUGUAGCAUCCCUAGCACCGCCAUCGACCUUGCACUACGUUGCUGAGCUUAAAGCACCACCUGGCAAGCAUACACUGACAUUUGACUGUGAAAUAUUCACUGAGAAAUUUGUCGAGUACUGCUUCGUCUAUGUCAGCCAGGCGAUUAACAAUGCGAUGGCUGAAGUCAGAGUGGAUUGCAUUCCUACAUUUCCCGUUCAAGACAGUGAUGCGGGUGGUUGGGGUCAAUGGAGCCCCUGGAGUCCGUGCAGCAGUACCUGCGUGGGUGGUGUUCGAAAUCGCUACAGAUUCUGUGACAAUCCACCACCGCGCUAUGGUGCUAAAUUUUGUCAGGGAAAAGCCGUGGAAACUGAGCCCUGCGGUGGCUCCGGUGUACUGAAUCUGAACAGCAAUUUGACACCAAACGACUGGGAGUGCAAUCAUGGAAAGGGCCUGGCAGUUGAGAGGCCAGAGGUUACCGCGGAAAUUGGCAACAAGUGUCGCUGUGGUUGUCUUGUCAAUCUGCGAAAUGAAACUGAGAGGAGGAUAUUGGCUGCUAGUACACGAGCCUGCCCAGGACGAUCAUUCUGGUUGAUUCAGACUGAAGCAGAAUACGCGAUCAAGCUUCACUUCGAUCAAACAAAGUUCCCGUGCCCUGGACAGUACGUGAGAGCGCGAGAUGGGGAUUCAUUGAGUGCUGAACUCUUAGCUGAUAUUGCAUUGGAUAAAAGUCCAUCAGAAUCUGGCACAAUAAUUUCAAGUGAAGAGAGACUACUUCUCGAGUUCUUCAGUGAUGAAAUUGUGGUGGCCAGGGCAUCCUGUGUCGGUGGAUUUCUCGCUCAUGCUUCGAUAUUCUUGAAACCUCAGAUGGAAAAUGGAACAGCGGAUACAACCGCAGUCCUUAUUGGUCCAAAAGUCAUGGCCGCCGCCGGACGCUGGGCAAUGUGGCUUUCCCCAGCUCAUGUCGCCGCCGCAUCACUUCUAUUACUCAUGUUUCUCGUUUCCAUCAUUCUGGCUCUGCAGUAUGCGGUGAAAUACAGAAAGUAUCAGGUUGCCGAGGAUUUAGACAGUCUGACUGACAAUUCAACCUGCAGUGGAUCUAUGCAGGGCUUGGCCAGACGUGCAAGAGCUAUUUCUUCAGCAACUUUAAUCUCAGAAGUUGUUUCCCUGGUUCGAUUAUCUCGUAGGGGAUCAUCGGGACACGGACGUCUCGAGGAAACUACUGCUGAUCUCGAGGAUGGUUAUGAAAGCACGGAAACUCAAGCGGAAAUGGAGGAAGCGCAGAGCGUGGAGUCAAUUACCCCAAAACAAAGGGAUAACGAUGAGAGUGGUUCUCAAAAAACUAUGGUGCCAAGCACACGAAGCACUCCAUCCAGACGUUCCUCAGUAUCAAGCACAGCAACAAUUGGCCAACCUGAGAUAAAAUUCGCCAGACCAGUUAAGCUCCGUACAGUUGGUCCAAUAAGUCCCGUGUCCGAGGAGGCAUCAAGUUUGGAAAACGAUCGACGAUACAGCACCACGAGCGGCUCCAACAGUGCGAAUAACGUAAGCCUAGCACAACAAAAACCAUCUAUACUCCAAUUCAAGGGAUUUUCCCCUGCCAGUACGUCAUCAAAUAUCUCGAACCUGCGUUGCGGCAAGGAGACCAAAGACCGCAGAAACCGCGAACGUCUGCUCCAGGGUCCAGGCUCUGAAUUCAGCCUGGCAAAUCCAGAUACCGACCUUGAGCUCGACUACUACGACUACAACGUAGUAAACGCCGGAGCAGCACCAGGCUCAUAUCUGGGUAUGGACCCAGCAUUUCUCGUGUGGAUACCCCCCUUGACACCAGACUCUGAGCUUCUGGAUUCCCUGAAGGAGGACCAUCACUACGAGGAGAUACCAGAUCGAGUGCCCCUCGACACAGAAGGCACAUCUCUCACCCCUGGUGAAUACAAAACGAUAAAAUACGAGCAAAACUCAAUUCCCAGGAGAUUGGACCCCGGAGAGAGUCGGCUGCACGAUGAAAUAAUCUCGGAAUACCGAGCACGUCUCAGCGAGGGAAUCCUCCCAAUCCACAGGAUUCUCGAGGAGUCGAGAACACGAAUAAGCGAGGAGUCUUUAUCACGUCACAGCGAUAAUAAUCCCCAAAUCGACAUAAUACCAAAUCGAUUGAGGGAUGAGGAUUACAAGGAGAGAAUUAACAUGGAUGACUUAGAGAGACCGAAGAGUGCAAUGUGCCGUAGAGACGAUGAGAGAAGAACUCCCGCUGCUAUUAGAAACAGAUUGCAGGAGUACGUCGAGAACAGUGAGGGCAAUGCCGAGGUGAUUAGGAAAUCGAGUGAAAUUUCUAAGGGAUUGGUGAGCAAGAGGAGGGGCCUGAGACGAGAUACUUCUAGAGACAGUGAUCGAGAUGUUUGUGAGGUAAAGGACGAGUUUAUUCUUCCGAGAACUCCUGGGUAUCAGAGAAGGUACAAGGAUAUUGCGGAUUUUAAUGGGAUGGAUGGGGGAGACAGGCGGGGAAGCAAUGAGAGCAUUCCCAUGAGGGAGAUCAGGAGAAGUUGCGAGUCACCUGUCAGAGUGCACCGGUCCAAAGAGGCUAAGGAUAUUUAUAUUUUGAAGGAGAAAGAGGUGGCAAGCCCUGACUACGGGGUUGAGUGCGAGGGAAAAGGGACAAGGGAGAGUUUCUAUGAUUUCAUUGGGGAGGAUGAAGAUGGGAUCAAGUUCGCUGAUGAUGAUGAGGGAGACGCUGAGGGGUAUGUCGAUAAUAAAGUGACGGUGUAAAUUUAAGGAGGGAAAUUAUGAGAGAAACUUUUUUGUAGGGAAUGAGAUACAAAAAAGUGUUCUGAUAUUUGUUGAUCAACCUAGAGGUUUCAGAGAUAUUUGAAGAAUUAUGGAUGGGAUAUUAUUCAUGAGAAUGCUUGGAAAAAUGGAGAACGUGUUUUUUGUGAAUGUGUUUGAAAGAAUGAGAUCCUUUAGAAAAUGUCAUGAGAGUUUUCUUCAUAGAGAAUGUCAUGGAAUACGAAAAAUGUCUAAUGGUAGUUUAUUCUACACGAGUACAUUCUUCCGAGGACUGCUCGGUAUCAGUGAAGAUACAGGGAUAUUGCAGAUUUUAAUGGGUUGGGGGAUGAGCAACCAGAGUAUUCCUAUGAGGGAGAUUAGGAAGAGCUGCGAGUCGCUUUGUCAGGGUGCAGAGGUCCAAAGAGUCUGACGAUGUUUAUAUUUUGAAAGAGGAGGUGUAGGGAAAGAGAAUAACGGAAAGUUUGGAUGAUUUUAUGGGGGGGGGGGGAUGAGAAUGGUUUCAAGUUCGCUGUCGACAAUGGCAAAAUAUCGAUAAUAAAUAACGGAAAUUAUAUUUGUUGAUAGAAUUACUGGUUUCAGGUGUAUUUGAAAAAUUAUGAAUGGAAUUUUAUUCAUGAGAAAGUUUGGGGAAAUGGGGAACAGGACUUUUGAGAAUGUUUGGAAGGACGACAUCCAUUUGGAAAGGUCAAGAGAUCCAUUUUUGUGGGGACUGUCAUAAAAUACGAAAAAUGGUCUAUGGCAAUUUAUUCUAUGUAGCAAAUUUUUCUUAUCCUACAAAAACCCCGAGAUAUCAGAAGGCAGGUUUAUGUUAAUCUCUUUGGAACCGAGAGGGUUACAGGCAAAUGAAAAAAAAACAACCAUUUCUCAACCAUUCCCUUAAAAGAAAAACAAUUAGUGUCUAAAGAUAAUUAAGGAAUUCUGGAUCAGAUUUUUUUCAUAUAAAUGUUUGAGGAAAAAUGAGUGUAUGAAUGAAUGAAUAACUGGCACGAAAUAGUAUAUUUCGAUACAAGUGCGACGGGUAUUUUAACUCGUGGGACUGGCGGCCCUCGACUUCACCUCAGGCCGCCAACUUCCCAUUCGUUAACCACUCCGUCGCACAUGUGUCCGAACUAUAGUUUUUGUUAGCGAAGUUACGUUCAGCGAGUCACGAACUGUCUCAUUGUUCGUUUACGAGUCAACGAAAAGCACUUUCCAAUACGGGCUGAACGUAGCAGCAGUGACAAAAAAUUCUUUGUAAACAUCUUUGAAAGCAGAAAGUUAAGUAAAAUAUCACAAGACUUUUUUCGUUCGAAAAUUAAUCAGUUGUAAAGAAAAAUGUUUUUUUUUCUACGCAUCCGAUCAUUUUUUAAGUAUAAUCGAAUGACAUGAACAAUGAAAGAACAGCCACUCUUUAAUUCUCUCCUUCGGUUGUUGGAAUUCUUCUCAAUGUGAAAUAUCUAAAUAGAAUUUAGAUGGUACAGAACAGAUAACUCAUGGACAUUCCCAUAUCAUUCGUAGGCUGAUCGUUCGGAUAGAUAUUAAAUUGAAUUCAGAGGCGUGAGGAGAACAGAUUGAAUAUUUCGGUAAUUAUGAAAAGACUGUAUUUUUGACGUAAAUCACGAGGCUUUACUUAGGAUUUGUAGAGGUAGAUGAAACUUUACGCUUUUUACUUUUAGUUUAUCGUUCGAAUCAAUGAAUAAAAAUUUAGUCAGUCAUUUUAAUUUUAUUAGCAUGACGCCGAUAUUGCCGAUAUUUCCUGAAAAUAAGUUUAUGGAAAAAUAUCAGGAAAUAUUUGUUUGCAGAUUAUGAAAUUUCCUGCAAAACAUGUGUUCUGAAAUUUUUUCCUAAACCCAAGAGUUUCGGACAUAUCCGCUGAAAUUAUGGCUCAUUUGUUGAACUCAGUUGAAAAAAAAUCAUUUUCUUUGCAGAAUAAAUGUAGAAUAAUGUAUAAAUUAAUUUCUAAUCAAUACUAAUGAUAAGUGACCAGACCAAAUGAUUGAAAAAAAAAACUUACGUGUAAUAGAAUAGAUUUUCAUAUGUAAAUCACUCCUGACGAUAAUUAUCUUCUAUCCAGACAGCCUCUAUGAUAUCACGUGAAAUUAAGGAUGUGACUCUAUCAUAAAUGUAUUUACUUACCAUUUCGCAUUUCUUUCUAGUCAAUUAUUUAUUGUAUAAUACGAAGAUGAAAACAUAAGAGAAAUUGAUAUUAUAAAACGAAAAAUGAUAAAUUUUACAGGUAAAGUAGCUCGUUAAGUCCAUGCCUCGCCAUAUUUUCAUCUGUCAUUCCAAUUUUUAUUUAUGCGCAAUUCUUAUGUUGAAUGAUCUAGAUGCAAAGAUGAUUUAUGUCAUUAGGACCGAUAAACUGCAAUUCUAAUCUCGCUCCGCUCGGACAUCGCGGUUUUCGGGCCCAAUAACAUAAAAUAGUGUAUGUCAUACGCCAAUGAAAGUAUAAUUUGACACAUAUGAUCAUUAAUAACAAAUGCCUUGGUCUUCGGUCGUAUUAAACAGGCAAAUUCGCCAAAUGAUACUUUUAUCGUCUAAUGACAUAAACUACUAUUAAUUUACUCAAAUAAUGAUCAAAUGAAGAGCGGAUAGUGAUCAAAGACUGAUACCGAUCGACUGGACGCGAAACUACGAUAUUAAGUGGCAUUCGUUCGCUCAAUUAAUUUUAUUUAUUAGUAUUUAUUCUUUCGAGCUUAAAGAAUAUUUUAUUCAUCUGUAAUUACGCCUCAUUGUAUGAUUACAGCAGUGUAUUUUGUAGUUGUUGAUUAAUAAAAAUAUUUACUAAAAAAAUAGACAGAGAGUGGCAAAUUAUUAACAGAAUAUUUGUUAUAGUCUCUAGACUAGAUUCCGGGUUUGCCCAUUAUAAUUUUCAAUUGGGAACGGCCUUAAGAC
Messenger RNA from Diachasmimorpha longicaudata, 7511 nucleotides. RefSeq lists its product as uncharacterized. Bases 837 to 4619 code for a protein of 1260 amino acids. The record is from RefSeq and is a predicted model, not a curated record. NCBI's taxonomy places the organism in Eukaryota, Metazoa, Arthropoda, Insecta, Hymenoptera, Braconidae. Gene Ontology annotation, cellular component: cell periphery. The transcript has 16 exons.